Messenger RNA from Lottia gigantea (owl limpet), 540 nucleotides. RefSeq lists its product as hypothetical. The transcript is spliced from 6 exons. Gene Ontology annotation, molecular function: actin binding. Gene Ontology annotation, biological process: actin cytoskeleton organization. The record is from RefSeq and is a predicted model, not a curated record. Lineage: Eukaryota; Metazoa; Mollusca; Gastropoda; Lottiidae. The annotation marks the transcript as partial.
GAUUCGGAUGAUUCUGAAGAUGGAGAAAUACAUUAUAAAGAUGACUAUGAUGAAACUUCUAAAGUAGCUCGGCAAGAUAGUUUAGCUCGAUUCUUAUCUAAUAGACCAACUAAAAACGAUUUAAUUGAAAAAAAUAUCAUUCCAAAUAAAUCAGACAGGGAAAAACAACAAACUAAGGAAGCCAUAGAAUCCAAAUUAACCAGACGGUUAAGUUUACGACCGACACAAGAAGAAUUAGAACAAAAAAAUAUUCUUCAUACCCAGUCAACUGAAGAAAGAAUUAUGACAAAAGAAGAAAAGAAGAGAUAUUUAAUUAGAAAGUUAAGUUUCCGACCGAGUGUAGAAGAACUUAAAGAAAAGAAAAUUAUAAAGUUUAAUGAUUAUAUUGAAAUGACAGAUGCUCAUGAAUAUGACAGAAGAGCUGAUAAACCUUGGACAAGAUUAACACCAAAAGAUAAGGCUGUGAUAAGAAAAGAAUUAAAUGAGUUUAAAAGUAAAGAAAUGGAUGUACAUGAUGACAGUAGACAUCUCACAAGGUAU